UGUUUUAGAAUCAAGUAGUCCCCACGCACCUGAUCAUUGUCUAAGUACGUAGUUAGGGUGCAAAUGGCCGGAGCACCGACGAGCUUAGGGUUCUCCGUCAGGCGCCGCGAGCGCGAGCUGGUGGCGCCGGCGAGACCGACGCCGUACGAGUUCAAGAUGCUGUCGGACAUCGACGACCAGGACAUCCUCCGCUUCAACCGCUCCGGCAUCAGCUUCUACCGCCACAACCCCAAUCAGGACGGCGUCGAUCCUGUCACGGUGAUCAGGGCGGCGCUCUCUGAGGCGCUCGUACACUUCUACCCGCUCGCCGGCCGGCUCCGCGAGCUGCGGCCCACCAGGAAGCUCGUGGUGGAGUGCACCGGCGAGGGCGUCGUGUUCGUCGAGGCCGACGCCAGCUUCCGCAUGGAUGACCUCGGGGACGGCACGUCGACGUCGUCGCCGCUGCUUGCGCCGCCGGUGCCGUGCUACGACAUGCUGCUGUGCGAGGCGGAGAGCCCGACGGCAGAUGUCGUCGACCGCCCCCUGCUGUUUGUUCAGAUGACUCGGCUGGCGUGCGGCGGCUUCGUGUUCGGGAUGCACAUAUGCCACUGCAUGGCGGACGGCUCCGGGAUGGUGCAGUUCCUGACGGCGGUGACCGAGUUCGCCCGUGGCGUGCCGGGCGCCCCGACGGUGCCGCCGGUGUGGGAGCGCGAGGCGCUCACCACCCGAUCGUGGCCGCCGACCGUCACGCGCGACCACGUGGAGUACGCGCCCCUGCCCGUCGACGACGACGACGACGACGUGCUGCUCUCCCUCUCCCCGUCGACCAACGCGUACGCGCACCACGUCUUCUUCUUCGGAGAUCGGGAGAUCGCGGCGCUCCGGUCGCAGGUAGUGGCGGCCUGCUCGCGGUUCGACCUGGUGGGCGCGUUCAUGUGGCGGUGCCGCACCGCCGCGCUGCGGCACGGCCGGGGCGACGUCGUCCGCCUGAACAUGUUCGUGAACGCCCGCGUGAGGAACCGGCCCGUGCCAAGGGGCUACUACGGCAACGCGAUCGUGUUCGCCAGCGCGUCGGCGCCGGCGGGGGAGCUGUGCGGGAGGCCACUCGGCCACGCGCUGCGGCUGCUCGUGGAGGCGAAGGCGCGGGCGUGGGAGGACGGGUACGUGCAGUCGGUGGCCAGCUUCAACGCUGCUCGCCGGAGGCCGGCGUUCCCCAAGGGCGCCAGGACCUACUUCAUCUCGGACAUGACGCGGGCAGGGAUGACGGACAUCGACUUCGGCUGGGGAAAGCCGGUGUACGGAGGGCCGGCGACGACGAUGCUGGCCACGUUUCACCUCCAGGGGAGGAACGAGGCUGGCGAGGCAGGCAUCGUGGUGCCCAUAAGUUUGCCCAGUCCGGUGAUGGAGAGGCUGAUCCAGGAGGUGGACAAGGGGCUCAAUGCCGGAGCUGCUGCCGUGCUAGACGACGCAAAAGCAAGGGUGGUGCCUGAUGAAGGCUACGUUCUAGCAAAAUUGUAGGUCUCAUCUCGACGGAGUACGAACCACGGACUGCAUGUACGCCACGACCACAGCAGCUCUCAAUAAUAAUAAUAAUAAUAAUAAUAAUAAUAAUAAUAAUAAUAAUAAUAAUAAUAAUAAUAAUUGUAUUGUUGAUAAUUGGGGGCAACUAUGACUAGAUGCCCGAUAUUUGUUAAAUAGCGGCCGGUGUUGCAUCCCAUGGUUAUAACCGUUUCAGAUGUUUCAUUACUUAGUACAAAAUGUUUCAGCACUUGGUAAAAUGUAUUUACUUUAACAAGGAGAGAAUCUACUCCAUGCCACUGAACUUGUCAGUUGUCACAGUUCAA
Messenger RNA from Oryza sativa Japonica Group (Japanese rice), 1823 nucleotides. RefSeq names its product benzyl alcohol O-benzoyltransferase. Lineage: Eukaryota; Viridiplantae; Streptophyta; Magnoliopsida; Poales; Poaceae. The record is from RefSeq and is a predicted model, not a curated record.